GUAAAACAUUAACAGAAACACAAUGGGAGUAUUUACCCGGCCUAUUUAAUUUACCGCAUAGCUCCGUGAGGACUUAAACUCUGUAGAUUUAAUGUUAACAAUUCCUAUCGCUAUAACUGGAUUCAUAACUUUCAUAUCUGAAACAAAGAUGAUUACAAUGUAAACGAGGACCAGAAAAUGGAUACAUUGCGUCAUCUAUUAACGGCCGUAUGUCUUCUGGGCUGUAUCCAGCUCACAUGGGGUACGUGCACAAAGCCGGCCCUACCGGCCAACGCUUACGCCCUGACGGAGGAUAAGACGUCGUAUGCCGUGGGGGACAAGUACACGAUCGUUUGUCUACCCAGCUACACCCUGACUGGGGAGUCAGACCUCAUCUGUCAGACGGGGGGCACCUGGUCAGCUAGCCCCCCUACCUGUUUAUCAAAUAGUGCGGUGGACCUGCCCUGGUACGUGUUACUGCUGUGUGUGGUGGCCGGGCUCAUCCUCAUACCCUGCUGUCUACCCAGGAUUAUUUUCUGCUGCUUAAACAAGAAGAAGAAAGAGGAGCCGGACGACGAGAAAGCCCUGUACGCGGGGGGUCAGAAAGGAGGGGGCAUGUGGAGGAGUGGCCACGCUAACCCAGUCACGCCCAUCACCGACAGCGGCAAACACAAGCUCUCUCACAUGUGAAGGGGCGGGGCAAAUGUCAGCACGUGACAUUUGAUUCACAUAUUGUCAGCAGAGGCGGGCAAAUAACACAUCAUAAGAAAAACCCGAACUUUUCAUUAAGAUAUAAUUUAUGAUAACUUCAGAAUGUAUUAUGAUUUUAUUUAUCAAUCAUAUAACUUUUGAAUUUUUGUAAUAUGUCUAAGUAUCGUACAUUUUUAUGUUCUUCUUUAGUGUGUUUCUAUAUUUCCCGAUAGUUCCUUAUUUUGUAUGAAUUAUUAAUAUAUAUAGAUAUCCGCAGGCGGAUUUCUAUAAUCCAACCAACAUUAUGUAUUUGUAAUGACGUUUUUUUUUAACUCAAUACACGAUAAUAUUAUCAAGGUAUCAAUUUUCUUCAAUUUUAUUUAUUCCAAGUACGUUUAUGUUUACAUUUAUAUGUCCAUGCUAUAGAUAAUAAAACGAAGUUCUUUUUCAUUGAAUGUUUGAGUAAAUUGAAAAUGUUUAAAAAGUACAUACUUGCACUUUGAUUUUGAACGAAAAAUCCAACUCUAAGACUACAACAUUUUCAUCAUUGCAAUUAAACUUGUUCAUCAAUAAUCAGAA
Magallana angulata is the source of this 1248-nucleotide messenger RNA. RefSeq lists its product as uncharacterized. Bases 178 to 669 code for a protein of 163 amino acids. The record is from RefSeq and is a predicted model, not a curated record. The transcript is spliced from 5 exons. NCBI's taxonomy places the organism in Eukaryota, Metazoa, Mollusca, Bivalvia, Ostreida, Ostreidae.